CUAGUACUAAGAAAAAGAUAAUUCUGUGUCAAUAGAUUUUAUUGGUUUUUAGGUGAAACAGUAGUACACGUAUGAUAGGUGGUUGGGUCUGUGCACAACCACAAACACGUGCGAAAGCUGUUUUUCAUUCCUAAGACUUUUUUUUUUUUUUGGGAUAAAACGAUCAAAUACUUUCAUACAUCCAAAAAAAAAAAAAAAAAACGAGUGUGAAGAUAGAUAGGUUUGGCAACUUUGGUUUGAUAUCUCUGCGCAUUCUGACCCGGGAGCCGACACAUUCCCAUCUCCCCAACCCAGCGCAAUUCAAGCAUUGUCUUGUUGAAUUCAUACCCAUUACUCGCAUAAAAAAAAAAAAAUUAUAAACAUUCUUGAAACAAAUCAUCCGCAACGCCGCUCUCCACCUACUGCAAACGGAUCAUGUCAAAAGUCCACCCAAUGAACCGUCCGAUUCUCCUAGUUGUCCUUUUCCUUUCUUCCUUGACGGUAUAUGAUAACCCAUCGCUGCUGGUCUCCGCCGCCAGCCACGGUGCUUCCAGCGCCUACGAAAUCCUCCAAUCCUAUGACUUUCCCGUGGGCCUCCUCCCUAAAGGCGCCACCGGCUAUGAUCUGGAUGAGCAAACCGGUAAAUUCAAUGCUUACUUUAACAACUCUUGCAGCUUUUCGUUGGAGGGUUCGUAUCAAUUGAAGUAUAAUUCCAAGGUCAGUGGUUACAUAUCCAAGGACAAGCUCUCAAGGCUCACCGGCGUUAGCGUCAAGGUUUUCUUUCUCUGGCUCAACAUUUUGGAGGUUACUCGGAACGGCGAUGACCUUCAGUUUUCCGUUGGGAUUGCCUCCGCAGAUUUCCCAGUUGAUAAUUUCGAUCUUAUUCCGCAGUGUGGGUGCGGAUUGAAUUGCGAUGGGGAAACCAGGAAGAUUCUCAGGAGUCCUUUUGUUUCUUCAAUUUAGCUUUUCGGACCCACCACCACCACGACCACUUGGGAGGUCAUCUCUAAAGGAAUGUGCCGCCGGUCCUAUUGGAUGAACUUCAGUGCGCAGUAUCUGUGAUUCGUGAAAACAGGAUGAACCCUUUUCAGCAUCCGGGGGAAGACAAAUUGCGGUUCCUGUGACUAUUGGUUUAAUUGGAAGGAUCAUUUGGUUAGUAGUUAAAGCAUAUGCUGUAAAUUAGGCUCUGGUUAAUGAUCCCAAGUCUCAAACUGCCUGUCAGAUUCAACACACACACAUGCAAAAAUAACACGCUACUGUUUUAAAAUUUGACAAAUUACUGAAACAAAGAAUAAUGGGUAACCACCUAA
Coffea arabica (coffee) is the source of this 1289-nucleotide messenger RNA. Lineage: Eukaryota; Viridiplantae; Streptophyta; Magnoliopsida; Gentianales; Rubiaceae. The record is from RefSeq and is a predicted model, not a curated record.